Molecule: messenger RNA, 18424 nt
Organism: Gallus gallus (chicken)
Lineage: Eukaryota; Metazoa; Chordata; Aves; Galliformes; Phasianidae
Gene: SLC39A13
Product: solute carrier family 39 member 13
Exons: 20
Coding region: 14633-15733 (366 amino acids)
Biological process (GO): zinc ion transmembrane transport; intracellular zinc ion homeostasis
Cellular component (GO): membrane
Molecular function (GO): zinc ion transmembrane transporter activity
Source: RefSeq, a predicted model, not a curated record
GGCCGGCAGGAGCGCCCCGACCGUUGCGGGCGGCACGCGCGGGCGGCACGAGGCGCUGUCGGGCGGGAAGCCCUGAGGUGGUGCUCCGAAGGCCGCGGAGCCCCCCGUUGCACCUCCGCUACCUAAAAGUCAUGCGGUGGCACUGAAGGAGGACAGGUAAAUAAAUAAAUAAAGCAUACGUGUCACCGCCAUGAAGUGAAGCCUGCGAGUGACCCGAAGAGGAGCUCGGUUCUGUACCUUUUACGUACGAUUCGGGCAGUGCUUUAUAACACUGGAGUAAUUAGUAAGGCAGGAGUUGGUGUCUGCGCGGAACAGCCGGUCCUUCACCCCCUGACGAGCUCACUGCAUUUUAGCAUUGCACUUGAAGGAGAGAUUUUUUGCUAGAGUAACAGCCAACAUUUGCACUAUGAGGCAAACUCAUAAAGUAUCUAAAGAAAAUAAGGAGCACUGGCACUGCAAGGAUAAAACAAGUGGGAAAGGAGAAUGCAUUAUAUGCCCCACAUAAUGGCUUUACUUCUCAUAGAGGAGUGCCUUUGACAAACAAGGUGCCUUGAUAUUUGCAGGGGAAGUUAAAAUCUUGAUAUCUUUCACCGAUUUUCUGAUAGAAAAAGCAGUUUGGAGAAAGGACAUGAAAUCUUCAAGACACGCAAAAAUAUUUCCAUUCACAAGUUACCUCCUGAUAAUGAAAUAACGGCCUAACAAUGAUCCACCUCCAUUUUGGAAAUCCAAAGAUGAGUCAAAAUGAGUCACAGACUUAAGAUAUAUCUAACUGAUAGCUAUAAGCUUGCGCUUGUAUUCAUGCACAUGCAACUUGAUCAUCUGAAGCAAAAAUUCUAAUAUUAUGUGAAAGGACAAGACUGCAGACUACCAGUGUCUAGAGUGGACUCUUCUGAUGCCUAUCUCUGUGAGAAACAGUAAGUUUCCAGGGUGCCCAACCGUGUAAGUACAUGAUAUCCUUAGAAGUCCCACAUCCCACACUUUGCUAGUGCUGUCCGCAUUGGUGUUCAUCAGUCUAAAUUUAUCAAGCCUUGAAGAUGAGAUGAGGAAGAUUGUUUUUAGUUAACUUAUUCACUCUAUUGGAGCUCCAAAUGUGGACACAGUGCAUCGUCUUUAACCAUAAUACAAUUUUGAGGCUCCUUCUGUAAAAACCUGCUGUUAUUUCAUGUACGUUCAUGCUGCUGAUAAUCAGUGGAUAAACAACUUUCAUAACAGAACUGCAACCCUCCUCCCCCACUCCUCCUAGCAUACUGACAGUUGACUUGAUGGUUAGCCAUGGACUCAUAGCAGUCUUGGAUAGCCAGUUUCCACAUAGCAGCCUGGCCUCUCUGGUCAGUAUGAACCCUGCCACUCAUGCAGUGUGGUUCUAAAGGUCUGGGCAGGCUUAUCACAUAGGUCUGUGAAGGCCUAUUUCCUCAUGAAGAAGUUUUCGAGCCAGUGCUGGACAUGAAUAACUACAAAGUGAUGUGAUUUGAUCCCUCCUGUUCAGUUCCAAAAAACACUAUUAAAUUUUUUGCAAAAGUUAGCAUAAUUCAUAAUGUCAUCCAAAACUGGUGUGUGUUCUAUUUUGCCACCCUCCAUGUCUUUUAGCAUUACAUUUCCUCCCCUAAGACCUGUCUCUCCAUUAUGCCUCUGUAGUAUGUGAACACCACAGAUGAGGUUAAAAGGAAUUGCCCUGCAAUAGCAAUUGUAGCUACAAAGUGAGCAGUGUGACAGGCAUUUAAUGAUGUAUGUGCUUGAGAACUGUAGUAAUUCUGGUUUUAAAGCCAGGAAGGAAAAUCAAAUGUCAUCUAAUAAUUCAUCAUUAUUCUCAGAAGAGUUUUGCUCAGUGGUAUGGGAGAGAAGACUAGGAUUUGCCAUUUCUUAUUCUAGCGUUUUCUUUGCAAAACCCUGUAUAGAUACUGCUAAGCAAGCUUGGUGAGAUAUUCAGAAAAGAAUGGAGUUGAAGAAACCAUCACAUGAGAGUAGAGACUCUAAGCCAGAAGAGGAAGAUAUCUAACACUUUGUCCUUAUUUCUUGCAUUUCUCCAGCAGAGCAAAUGUUUUUGUCUUAUGAGCUGGGAACUCAGGAACACUAUACUUGAGCUCAAAUAGCUUCGGAUUAAACCAGUGAGUGAAAACAGGUGAAAGUGAAACAAAUGCCGUGCAGAGAGAGGAACCCAAGCUCUUUCAUAUUCACUUCUCUGUGAAAGGACUCAGGGCAGGCCCCUGGCAAGAGUUCAUAAAGCAAGGAGACAUUAAUCUCUAUUAAAUAUUUGUGUAAAACACAGUUGAAGGUAACAGAGGACCAGGCAAGAGCAGGAAAGGGGAAAAGUCCAGGAAGUGGAAAGUAUUUGGAAAUAAUUUAGACAGUGUAGUGUGUGGUCAAAGUAGGUAUCUACUUAAGUGCAAGGGUUUUAGCUUGUAGGUAAUGGUAAAUUCUCUCUUAAGUGUAUUAAAAGCAUCCAACACAAUAUAAACAUUUGGAAAUCAGUUGAAUUAAACAUAUGAUCACUUUGAGGCAGGAGAUCUACAGCAAGUUCAAGGAGUGACAGAGCUAUUUGUUUAAACAGAAGUCUCUGUUCCUUUCUGGUCUAGCCCCAAAUGUCAGGACCAUACAUCGCUCCCCAGAAGGGGCCCACCAAUGUUGCCUUCUGAUGUUGCUCCUUGCAGCCUUAAGAGAGGUUUUCUAGGCUUGUAUUUUCUCACUGUCUCCUUUUCAUUUGGUGUAAUUACUGUUUCCACAAUGUAGACCUAGUCUGCUUUGGGGGAUGAUGGUGAAGACAACAGCAGUGAAUUGAGGCUGUAACUGUGAAACUGGAACAGGCAGGGAAGCUUGGAUCUGAACUGAAAAAGGUUAAAAAAAAGUUAGGUUAGUUUGUCAAAAAAGCCUGAUGCUGUGAUGGAUAAGUUAAAUCACAGAGGAAAGUCUACUGUUUAAUUCAGAGAGCUUACUGCAUGGUAAAAUGCACGUCAUCUUGUCUCUGCAAGAUUUCUCAAGCAUAUGUUAGCUAACAGGUGUCAGUCUCAAAUUUCCAGACAAUCUAGGGGCCAAUGUGAGUCUGGAUCUCAAAGUACAGUAUGAAUUUAAAUGUUCUGGGGUUUUUCUUUUGUUUUGCUUUGUUUAUUUAUUUAUUGUCUAUUAAGCAGGUGCUUCAAUUAUUCAUUUCAGUUUUGAGAGCGUCCUGCUCAGGGAAGCCUUUACAGUGAUCCUGGUUAUAUUGUAGUUAUUUGUAAAUAGGCAUGAAGAAUAUCUCAUAUUGACAUGAAAGUUUUAAUAAUACCUGCUGAGGAAGGUUGUAACAAGAUAGAUUUAUUCUGCAUCCCUUAUACUACAUCAGAGAAUUUUUUAAUUAUUUAUUGAUUGAUUGAUUGGUCAAUUUAUAUUCCUUGUCUGUCUUUUACCAAAAUAGGUUCUUCUAUCAACAAACUGAAUUUAGUGUAUCCUUGAACCCUCCAGUGGUUUGAAUGUUUUUUGGUCAAAUGUCUGUGUAAAGGUAGUUCUGUGUUUCAGUAACAACCUUCCUGUCCAUCCACUGUUACUGGCUUGUGGUUUCUGAUGCUUCGUGAUUUUCAUAUUAAAAAAGAAAAUGUUACUGUGGAGAUGGGCUGUAUCUCAGUGAACAGAAGUUCUUUUCCAGAAGUUUUAUGAUCUCUGGACCAAUCUCAUGACCCGCUGUGUUCUGCCUCUUGACUUCUUACUGUUUGGCGUUCUGAGCAUUCCCCAGUCUCUUUGCAGCGCGUGAGCAGGUAGCCCAGCACCACCAAAGUUAGAGUUCCAACUCUGGAAAGAUUCGGGAUUUUUCUGUAAGGAUGGGAUGGUGAUUCAUUCAGAGCUCUCACAAGACUAUCAUGCAGCUGCCCCUGUUUCAAAAUCAGCAGCCGCGCCAGCUCGUCUCCAUCAGCCUUGAGAAAACAGGAAACACAACGGUCACCACAGGAAGUGGUGUGCUCUUACACACACCCCAGAAAACUUAGCUGCUGAACCUAUUGCAAAAUGUUAACAGAACACUGUAGGGUACACAGAGAAAGAGACGAGAAAUCUGCUGACUUCUGGGUGCCUGCAAUUCUAAUCUUCAGUUUCUGAGGCCUAGAGUUUAACUCAGUCAUCAACAUGUCCUGUGUUUUUCAGUUACAGCAGCUUCAAUCCCCUUCAGUAGGACGCUGUUAUCGGAACAAAUAUUUCUUCUCAGUUAUUUUGUUUCGUCCCCAAAACUUGUACAGAAGGGCAGCCAGUAGCUUCUUGUCUGUAGGGCUGACAGGCAAAGAUAGAUAGAAAUAGAAAAGAUGGAGACGACUAUGUUUUAUUCAUCAUGAUUAACUGUGUACUCAUUUCCUUGGUAACGUGGAAGAAAUUGGUGUUUUUAGGGUGGAGAUAUGUAUGCAGACCUUGUGAUUCAGAUGUUUUUCUUAUUAAGUAAGAUAACUUGUUUCUCACUGUCUUGGUUGCAAAGAAAAGGCUGAACCAUAACAUUGCAGAGAAUAGAAGUACCCUAUGUAUGUUAAGGAGGAAUUGCUCUGAGUUGGAAGCACCAUUCCUUGAGGGUGCUGUGGGACAUGGACAUGACUGAAAGAGAAGAACAGGGUAUUCCACACAAGAGGCAGAAGAAAUGAGAGAUACAAUACACAAAAAAGACUUGCAGUUUGAGGUUUUCUAUUGUGCUUGGUUACAACAAAUGAUCUUAAAAAUUUCUUCUCCAAAUUCAAAGGGGAACAAAUCCUCAUUAAGUGCUGGUUGCUGGGCAAGUAAAAUUUUAGUAGGGGCCUUCAAAUUAAAUACAUUUGUAUUUAAUUAGUAUUUAAGAAUUUAAAUAAUUUAAUUUGUAUUUAAGAAGCUGUAAAAGAAGUGCAAUAAUACAUGGCAGGAGAGGAUCAGAAAUGGAAGGUGAUGCUAGGCAUUAUUUUUCUGCUAGAUGUUCCUUUUGUCCAGUAAAUGGGCAGUUUGGGACUUUGUCCUGGAAAUAAAUUAUUUGCAAAUUCUUGUUAAGUUCUCUGAAUUAUUUAGGUUGAGCAGUAGAGGCUGUUGAAAGCUGGGUUAUUUGUUUGUUUGUUUGUUUGUUUGUUUCAAAAUUUGAAGUGAAAAAGUUUUUAACUUUUACUUGAAAGUAACGUUUCAUUCAACUAUUCAACUAUUUUGAAUUGUGAAAAUGAUUUAGGGUGAAGGUGAAUUAUCUACCCUUCCUGGUUUGGUUUUUUGUUUGUUUGUUUUAAAAAUUCUUAAAAAAUAAAAAUCAGCCAGUAACAGUCAAAUUAUUCCCCCAGCUCUAACCAAAGAGAAAUAGAAAGUUCAGAUUCCUGAAAUCUGGUCUUCACAAGUACAAAAAACAAGGAAUAUUAAUAGCUAUAUUGAAAGAGUGCUAAAAGUCCUACAGAGAAAGUGAAUAAAAGUAUGAAGACAGUGUCAUCAGAACAUUAGAGGAAUCUUUCUCGGAAGUUAGCUUGGAUUUACUCAAACAGCAAAAUUACAUGCAAUAUCUUUAAGCAAUCUUGUUUGGACGUGAAUUACAGACAGAUAAGACAGGCAGCAAGGAUUAAUGCUAUGUCCAUCUCUUUGGCUGUUAGUGUAAUGUCCUAAGUAUCUGCAUUGUCUGCCUUGUUUCAAGUGGUCUUAUUCUAUGAUAAUGGAAAUACAGUUCUACCAAAAAUAAACUGAAUAUUUUACUGGCUACUGUUAGUCUGGAGAAUUUCUGUCCUGGUUUCUGUUCUCCAUAUUGCUUUAGUGUGGAGUUCGUGACUUUCAACCCAGCUUACUUUUGAAAAUGCUUAAUCUGAGAUGAAAACUUCGUAAUACUUCAUUUUGAAGUAACUCAUCAUAUACAGAUUGCUUCUAUUUUGCACAGUCAUUCAGCAGGCAGCUGUAACUCCCCUCAUUACGUUAACUCUGUUAACACUGCACUCUCUGGAAUUUUUCUAAAGCUUAUAACUACUUUUUAAAAAAUAUCCCGUGUUUUUUCUUGCAAUAAAAUACAUUUUCAUUCCAUGUGUUCACUGAGAUUAGCAACAUGACUUGUUCCAGUACUAACACAUCCAGUUUCUCUUAAUUUUGAUAUAACAACUCGCUCUUCCUCCUGGAUAUUUUGAAAGUUCUAAAAAUAUUAGUAAAAUCAUUAAGUUUACUGGACAGAGUACUGCUCUGCUCUUUUUUCCUGAUGACUGGGAUAGAGUUAUCCUUUUCUCUUGGUGGCUGGUCUUCAGUAAAUGCGUGUCUUUUCCUGUCUAGUGUUACCAGCUUUCUGUUUGUUUCCAGCAUAAUCUCCCAGUUCACAUACUUGUUACAGAUCUUCUAUGGAGUUCUUAAAUCAGUAUUUUUAUGUGGACAAAUUAUCAUAUCCUUUAACUCCAAGACAUGUCUUACUACACUGCAUCUAUACAGGAAAGUAACUAGAUCACAUAAGACCUGAAGCAGAUUCUGUACCUGUGGGAAUGUUGUGCAUAUAUGUAGGUUGCUCCAAAAGUAAUGCCUUCUAGUAAUGUCCAUGGAAACUGCAACAAAGUGUACAGUAACACUGUUGGAUAGAGCAAAUUGUCAGCUACAAAACACUGUUUUUCAACAUAGUCACUGCAUUUUUACCAUAGUGAUGCAUUUUUACCAACAGUGAACAAGAGUCUACAUUUUUGCACUGGUAAAAGUCUGCAUGGCCAUUUGGAAGGUGGCUUGUCUUUCACAUUGCUGUUGCCACUGCUGAAAUGCACCACCAGCUGUCUCACUGGGAUAACAUCCACUGUUUGGUUCCCAUAAAUGUUCAGCAACCAUCAGUGAAUGUCAAUGGGUGCAAUUUUUUCUGCAUGGAGAAAUUCAGUGACACACCUUUCUUCAGACUUCACAGCCUUCUGUGGCAGGCACCAAGGCAACAAAGUGUAAUGGAAUAUUGGUGGGAAGGUUCAACCUCUACUGCCGUACCACCAACGUCCACCUCUUAUGUUGUGGGCCAACAUAAUAAAAUAGGAAGCAUUACUUUCAGAGCAGCUCUCAUUUAAAAUUGGCCUUCUGGGACUCCUUAUCAUGCCCACGUAAAUGUGAAAAAUAACCUGUCCUGAGCACAGAGGACAUCCUUAAAAUGUCUGUUCAUGUGACAAUCUAUCCCAGAAACCAAACAUUCAGAAAUAAACCAUUCCACCACUUUUUUCUCAGUUACUUUAUUUAGCUUUGACUACAACUCACAGCUUGCUUCCAGAUGUCUUCCAGAGGUCUGAUAUUCAUCCUCACCUCUUUCUAACUUAGCAUUUAUGGAGAUUGCAUUUCUGCUUUCGGCCUAUCCAACAUUAGUAUUAAUAACUCUGGCACUUCUUCUUAAGAACUUCUUAAGUUCUGAAAGGAAAAAAUCACAAAUUACCAUUCACUCUUAUUACUUUAAUAUACAAAGCUAGUGUAGAUCAGCAGGGAAACCAGGGAUCUAAGUCCUCAUAUAUUUCACGUGUUUGUUAGACUAGAUCACGCUUUCUGAAAAUUGUACUUUAUUAGUGGUCUAAUAUGUAGUAUGAAAAUGAUGUGAAGUGUGAGGCAAGAAAUAGAAGGGAAGGGGUACAUUUUAUGCAAAUGUACUCAGAAAGUGUUCAGGACUGGUGACUUCUAAGUGCUUAGGAAGCUGUGAGAUUGCUGUAGUGAGAAAGACUUUGGGGGCCUCUCACUGGAGAAGGCAUUGACUGGUUGGACUUAUCACAGCAAUGUACAGCUCAAGUAGUUAGAAAAUUGCCCUUAAGGCUAGAAAAAUCUCCACCUGUGAAUGAAGGCAUAAGUUGUGUUAAGCUUUAUCAUAUGGGUGCAAAUUUGAAAAUGGAAAACAGUCUUUAAAAUGUGAAAAUAGUCAGUAUUCUUUAAGACCCAAAUGUGCUCUAAAACAGGCUAAGUUAGUUACAUUUGAUUGCACUUCAUUCCAUUUUUUUUCUUGCUAUUUCUUUAUGGAGAACUUUGUCAAAGUCACAAGCUACUCUGAUCUCUCCUGCCUAUGACUCUGCCAGUGCAGUUGCUGAGCUUACUCCUCUGCCUUUCUUUCCACUCUUGCUAUCAAGACUACAAAGAAGGCCUCAGGUUUCAAUUAUGCAGUUGUUUACAGUAUUUUCUGCCUUUGAGGAGACAGCUUGAGUCUGAAUCAGAUGACAGAAUGACUGGACAAUGUUUGUUCUGCUCUGGACGUUGCUAAGGGAGAGGCUGCAGCUGCCAUAGACCCGAGUGUUAAGCCCACACUUGCUUCUUUUGUAGCCUCUGGAGCAUAAAAAAGCCAUUAUUACUGUGUAAAACUUCAGAAGAUCUUUCUCAAGGUGGGUUAAGGACUCCUUUGAGGAGAUCAGCUCAGAUAUUCUUUUUUUUUUUUUUUUUUCAGUGCUACCUGUCCUGUAUAUUUUUAAUAUUAUUAUCUGCUGAAGAAUUGGAUUGAUUUUUGGUGCAACAUUUUUCAGAACCAUUAGUUUCAGUCUCUGUGACUAUGCACAAUUAAGAUGGGCUUCAUUUAUAUUUUAUAAUUUACAUUUCUUACAAAGAAAAACAAUUAGAAUUAUAGGAGGCUUGCAUGGAGGGGAAAGGAGAAAGAUAAAAUAACCAGACCAUUUAUACCCUGCAUUUGUUCCAUUUGGUGACAAGCUUGAUUAUAUCUCUCCCCCACCCAUGCAAACACUGAGCUUUGUUUCUGUAGGUCGCAAAUGGUAUGAUUUUGCAUUUCUGCCUGCCUACUGGUUUGGGUGAAGUAAAGCAGUGGGGCUUUGCAGAGCAGGACAGCUGGGUGAACUGCUUCCUGCUGUCUGAAUCUAUCUUUCUCUUUCAAAGUGAGUUGCAGUAGUCCUUGUGGGAAGGAAGGAGAAGAUGGUGGUUUUGCACAAACAUUCUCAGUGACUGUUCUUUGUUUUGUGGCAAUCUUGGAAUUUCCCAGCAGGCUUUUCUUUCUUGCAGCUCCUCUGAUAUAUUUCUUCUUCAGUUUCCUUUCUAAGUCUCUGAGCCGUAAUCAAACUUGGUCACUGUCUUUAGGAAACGUAAUGGAAAACUAACCUUUGAGCCAUCCUUUGGAAUGCCAGGGCAGCAAUAACUCCAAAAAGAAGUGGAGGUAGGGCUGCUUCUUGCCUCUGGUGGAUGGAUUUUAUCAGAAUAGGUAGUGCUGAUCUGUAUCGCUCAGCCACACCAAGGUUAUACAAAGAGCAGCAAAACCCCAGGAGCAUAACAGUAGGUCUGCUUUUAACCUCAACUUUUAUCUCUCACAGCCAGCUUCCUUCCCACACCACAAGCACCACGUGUUAUUUUACACCGAGGCAACACUCAGCAACUGAGGUCUGUCUGUCCUUGGAAUGGAAAGGGAAAAGACAGAUGACAGGAACACCAGAUGUGUGGGCAACAUGAGGACUAACAAUUAUGGAGCAAUGUGCCUACAAACCAGUACUAAACUGCUACAUAUGGCCUUCUCUGAGCUUUGGCAUGGUGGGGCUGGGCUUUUCAUCAGUCCCCUCUUUUUGUCUAGCUGUUACCUUCACCUUUAGGUGAUGAGAAGUGAAUACGACUGAAAACUGCUGAAUGAAAUGAGAGAAAGCUGAAGAAAUCGGGGUGAUAGCACCUGGUUCAGUCUGCCAGUGGGCACUCAUGGCUAAGAACAGUGCCACCCUACGCCCCAGGGGAAUAUAUUUGCAGUACGUGGAGAGUGGUAGCAGCUUCCAUCUCUAAAAGGUUACUUCACUCCCCUCCUCAUCUAAAAUUUGCUUAACCCUGCAGAUAUGUAGGGAAACUGAUUAUACACUUCAACGCACUUCCUGAAAAUCAUCUCUAUUGGGGAAGAGUGGUGCUUACUGCAGUUCAUGAAGAGUGAGGCCUUCUAAAGCCUUUAGCGGGAGAUAAGUGCCUGGAAAACAAAGAGGAAACAAAGGAAGACCUAAAGCCAAGGCCGUAAGUCUGCCUGAAUGGGAACGCAUUGGUGUUUACUUUGAAUUACUUGUAGACAUGGCAGAUACUUACUUUUUAAGUGUUUCACACUCGGUGUGCUACAGAAAUUGAAGCCUCCCUGAUCUGCAACAUAAAAUGAUGAACUGUUUAAAAACAUGAGAUGGAGUAGGCAAAAAGACAAAAAACAAAACAAAACAAAAAAAACCAACACUGAGACAGCUGCACAGACCAACAGCUGUGACACACACAGGAAAUUUGGAUGGAAAGAACCAUUAGUGCAUUGAGACCAUCUCCUCUCCUGUUAGCAGGGCCAGCCCCUUCUAGCAGACUUUGCAAAAGCAGCUAGUUCAUGUCAGAUAUGAUAUAAGAGACUAUCAGAUUUGUGCUUCUUUAGUAAACUCUCAGGGAAAAAGCCUUUUCAGAGAUCUGUUUCUGCCUCACUUUUUCUUGUGCCCAUUGGGCAACAGAAACAGGCCUAUUCUCUGUAUUUAAGAAACUACUCAGGCUACCAUUUUGUGCUGUAUUAUCCAAAUAGUGAUGUUCUUUUGUUGUUCUACAGCAGAUUCAAUUGCAUGACAAAGCCCAUCCUAGGAUGGGUACAUGAUGAAUAGGGACAGCUAUUUUGCAGCCAAUCUGUUGAAUGAUUGACGUGCGUCUUAAACUUUAGAGAAAAUAAAUAGCUGGCAAGACUGUAUGUGCCUUUUGGUCAAAGAACGAAUCUCCCACUAAGCCUCAAAUAUUAUAGAUUUAUUUUGCAGACCAUAUGCUUAUCCUUUCAGCUCCUUAGGAACAGAGAGUAUUACACAGAUAAACACAAGCUCAAAUUUUAGAGAUUGCGUGGCAUGUCUGCACUGUGGUCAUCCUGAUUUCCCACUGAUAAGCUGAGCAAUUUCAAAUAAUUUCCAAUGAUAACAUCCAAAAUACAUGUUCCAUGUGUAGCUGGGUAAAUCUCAUGGCCAGUCAAUGUCCAAAAUUAUUAAAUGAAUCUAUCCAAAAUUAAAAAUGUUUAUGUUAUUACAAACUAUUAAAGAUACUUGAUGGAGUGUGGGUUUUUUGGUUGGCUGUUUUGCUAGGACCUUUUUUUCCAAAGAGCAUUAGCUGGAAAACUAUUUUUGCACUGACAAAAUAAGAGAUCUGUAGUAUUGUCUGGCUCUUAAGCACAGUCUGUCGUCUUCCACAUCUUGCCAAACACAGAAGACCAUGUGUUUUCUGUCAGAGUCCCACAGCAAACCAUGUGGAAAACAAAGGGCUAUAAAUAAGUCCUCCUCAACAUGAAAGGUGACUAAUCUGCUGCUUCCAAUAAUAUCACCCCCCACUCUCUAAAAUCCCCAGAUUUUCUUUACCUUUACCUAUCUUUGUGCGUGUGUGAAACCACACUGUGGCACUCGUCUCUUUAGAGAUCUCAUGCUACUUGUUGCUCUUUCAAUCCUCAAAAAUCCCACUUUAAUUAAUUAACAUGUCCAUUGUCUUUGUGGAAAGGUAGAUUUCAUAAAAGAGAAUGUAACUGUAAAUGCUACCUUUGAGAGUGUGAUCCACUGCUUGACGUCUUGUUUGUAAUCCAGGAUACUGGGUUAAUUUACUAGUUCCUCAGCUGAUUAACUGGUCAUUUGCAUUCCCUAUGCCUUUAUUUCCCCUGUAAGACAUGGGGUGGGGAAAUGCAUAUUCAGUGCCUUGUUUGAAAUAAUGUACUGCAUCUAAAAAAGAGUAAAAUGUUGUGAGAUCCGUUGAUAAAAAAUACAACAUAAGCACUAAAUGCUACUACCACAAAGCAAAGAGUCAGCUGUAAUUGUGUUACAGAGCUUAAAAUCCAUGCAGGUCUGGAAAAAUAAGCAGGGAAGGAUUUCCUCCAGCUGUCUCUUCUGUCAUUCACCGUCUAUCAGCUAGGGGACAUGAAUCACCCACUCCUUGAAUCUGCCCAACAUUUAAUGGAAAUAUGGUGCCAGAACCAGUGCUGUCUUUACUAAGCAUGUGCCAAGGAUUUCAAAAGGGUGGUUUUAACUAACCUUUUAGUGACAAAUAAGUUUUUUAAUCUUGUGCUGUAUUUUAGUGUGCCAUGAGCCAAACAAUGACAGUCAAACUGAACAAGAGAGAUGACUUCAUUUGUUGUUCAAAAAUAUAUUUUCACAUUACCUAAGUCACACGAUUAAUGGAACUCACUUCCUGUAUUUUUAAAAGUUAUCUUCUUUUUCUCAACAGUAAUUUUUUUUCAAUAAUUUCUAUUCCUCCACUGUCACAUUUGAUUUCAAGUUAAGUUAAUGUCUUCUCUGGCACAGGUAUCAUUUUGUCCCACAGUUGUGCUCACCUACAGCCAAAAUAACAAUAGCAGCAACAACAAUUCUGUAAUGUGCUGAAACUCAAUGUUGUGUCAAAAACAGCAUUUCAUAAUUUUGGAGUAGUUUGUUAUUUUGAAUUCAUUAUGUAUUUUGAUAACCCCAGGGUGAGUCAUAGUAGGGAAGGCUGACAGUUGAUGAAGAACUGAAAUCUUUAUUGCUAUUCCACAUUUUCUUUUUGACUACGGCUUAGUCUGUUUUGUUGGCUAGUUGUAAAAUGAGAAUUUGGAAGAGAACAACAGAACAGUAUUCCACUGCAAGAAAGGUAUUUUCAUCUGUGAUUUUUCCUGGAUUUUUCUAACUGAUGUCACAGUUUUAAAUUGAAUUUGUGUAAAAGAUCUAUAGGUGUUUUUCUUGAUAAAUUCAUUUAAAAAGUCAACAUCAGGAAAUUUUCCCUUCAUAUCUAGCAAUACUAUAGGGAAUCUAUGCAUUAGUUUACAGUAGGGAAGUUAUACCUCAACGGUCGAUGAAAAUACGAGUCCAUAAAGCACAUAUUUCCACAUAAAAGCCUUAAAUGUUUGACUUGAUACAUAGAAAAUGUUGAUAAUGCUGAAGCUUUUGGAUAGCUUAAUAAUAAUCUCUUCCUUUCCUUGUGUUUUUCCAGGCCUCUCAGACUUCCUCCUUGACAUAGUUUACCCACGUUGUGUCAUCUGAAGUCCAGGAGUCCUGUGGACUCAUAAUAUUUCAUUCCUCUGUAGUUCCCUGUCUCUGGCCAUCAGUGCCUCCCUGACUCUAAGCAUGGCCCACCCUGCCUCUUUUUUGUUCUCACCUGUGUUCUGUUUUUCCAUGUUGUCAAAUGCUUUCCAAAUCCUAGCCCAUGCCUCCUUUUCCAUGUCCCCGCUCAAAAUUGGUUUGUGGGGAGUCCGGUUACAGCACUGGAAAGGCAAAACAUAGUUCAGCUCCAUAUACAGGCUUGGGAAUAAAGCCUGUUGUAACUAAGCACCCUCACAAAACAUUUUUGCAGUGCAAAUAAGUCCCCUGUGUGGGAGGCCAACUUUUUAAAUGUGCAGUGUGUCAUUUUAAAAUUCCCUUGGGGCUCUAACUUUGUAGGCAGAUGUCUUUGACACUGGUAAUGUGUUUAAGUGACUUUUCACAGCGAUCUGUCCAGACAGCAUCUGCUCAGCAAAGCUGUCUUUUAGCAGACCAGUACAGGACAGCAUCAAAUCUCAUGUAUUUCAUCCUAGCCUGAAUGAGGAGAACUCAGCCUGCUUCACCUGAAGCACCUCUGCAGGAAGAGCUAGGACAAAAAUCAGUGGCUGCAUUUUGACACAAGCAGUUUUUCAGUUACAUCAGUUCUGUGUUUCCAGACUCUUCAAGCUGCCCUACUGUGAUGACAGAAAGCUUCUGAAGGAAGAAGACACUGAGAUUCCAGAGGAACUCAUUAUGCCAGAAGAUGAGAACACUGAUCAAUUAGGAAUACAGAAACCUAAAGUCGCUUUUGGAGAAAUGAGGAUGAAGAGGUUCUGCGGCACGGGGAAGGUGAGAGGAGGUCCCUGUGCCUGGCUCCUGUUGCCUCAUCGCUGUUGUAACAAAAUCCCAGCUCUUGGCCCCAGCCCAUCGGACUCUGGCUGAGCCACACUGAUCUCUGCCUGCUCCCAAAACGUCACUGCAGCUGAGAAUUCAGCCACCAGCUGCGGAAGAGCUCCAUUUGAUGCGCAGUGUGGAAGCUGCUGCCGCGUAGUGGCAUGAACUUCUGAGUGCACAUUUCAUCCACAGUGCUCCCCGCGUUGGCUUACGGCAGGCUACAAACUGAAACUGAAAUCCUGCAUUCCUGAAGUCAAAGCAAACCCAUUUGCUUCACUGAACCCAAAAUACCACUAUGGAUCCCAAUACCCCCAAAUUCUCAGUGUGGCUCAGAUCACCGAGGAAAGCAAUGGCGACCAUCACAGAUAUGACCCGGCAGCACGGGGAGCUGUGCUCUGGGAGGCAGUUGUUCAGGCAAUUGGAAGCGUCCGUGGAACACAGGAACCAUAACUGCAGAACCAAAGGCCAACUAUUUUUUUCUACGAAAGUUUGCUUUCAGAACUCAGCGCCCACUAUAAACAUUCCGCUUGCAAGCGAGAGAGAUAAAACUUCUCAAACUGCCUUUUCAACACAUCUGUGCAAGGCUUUGUUUCCCCUGCAUGACUGCAGAGAGCAGCUCAGCUGGCACAGGCUGCUGAUGGCUGCCUUCAUUCCUAACUGCUGCUCCACGGCGUGAUAUUGGGGUGAUGUCAUGGACUCGGGUGGGACUGCAGACGGGAGCGGCAGCAUCCACAGUGUCUCCGUGAGGAAAGGGAUUUGCUCUGGAAACCGGCGAGAAGCAAGUUCUGCAUCUCAGGGAAAAUGGUAGAUGAGGCAUGAUGCUUCUCCAGCCUUCUCUGGCCUUUGCAUAUUCCCAUAAAUUUUCAAAGAUGCUUCAGAGAUUACCACGUCUGGUUUCUUGAACGCUUUCAGAGAUCGGCCAGCCUGGUUGAGACCACUUAGCGAUGACAAAACAAAAGCUUCUGCUCAAUGGGACAUUCUCCUUGAUUCUGAUCGUGGCCUGUGAAGCUCAACAGCUCCCCAGGAGUCAUGCUGCCAGCAGUUCUGGUCCUCUGUGUGAGAAGGAGGCAGAGUCCUGGGGAAACCUGUUAAGCAGUGAGCGGCUGGAUGCCUGGAUCUGUUCCCUCAUCGGCUCGUUCAUGGUGGGGCUGAGUGGAAUCUUCCCCUUGCUGGUGAUCCCCUUUGAGACAGGAGCUGCUCUACGGUCAGAAGCUGGAUCACGUCGUUUGAAGCAGUUGUUGAGCUUUGCAAUUGGUGGACUACUAGGGAAUGUGUUUCUCCACCUGCUUCCCGAAGCCUGGGCCUAUACAUGCAGUGCAGCAGCAGGAGAAGGGCAGAGUUUUCAGCAGCAGAAGCUUCUGGGGCUCUGGGUGAUCAUUGGUUUCUUGACUUUCUUGGCACUAGAGAAGAUCUUCCUAGAGAAAGAAGAGGAGGAGUGCCCUGGUGUGGGCUGCGAUUACAAGGCCCCUCUUGGAAAGAUUCCCAAUGGAAGUGGCUACCCACCGUCAAAGGUGGCAGGCAAGUCACAAAGAGCAGAAAAAAAUUCAACUCAGUGUAAUGGCUCUUCUCUCCAAUCUUGUCGAACAGACAACAGAAUCAAGAUUAGCGGGUACCUCAAUUUGCUGGCCAACACCAUUGAUAACUUUACACAUGGCCUGGCAGUAGCAGCCAGCUUCCUGGUUAGCAGAAAGGUUGGGUUCCUAACCACAAUGGCCAUUCUCCUGCAUGAAAUCCCACAUGAGGUUGGGGACUUUGCAAUCCUACUUCGGGCUGGAUUUGACCGCUGGAGUGCAGCCAAGAUGCAGCUUUCUACAGCUCUGGGGGGAAUUGUAGGAGCCUGCUUUGCAAUAUGUGCACAGUCACCAAAGGGGGCAGGGGAAACUGUAGCCUGGAUCCUCCCUUUCACUUCUGGAGGAUUUCUGUAUAUUGCCUUGGUAAAUGUUGUGCCUGAUCUUCUGGAGGAAAAGAACCCGUGGAACUCCCUGCAGCAAAUUCUGCUCCUGUGUACAGGCAUUACAGUCAUGGUGCUACUUGCUCACAACUGACUGACUUCUGCACAGACCUCAUGAUGCCUCCCAGAGCCACCACAGAGACUCUGAGAUGUUACAAAGCAAUAAGGAACACUAAUGUUACUUCCUAUGUGUGUGCGUGCAGAUCUGGCUGCUAGUGUGAGAAGCAGGUGAAAGAGGAGGUCUGGGUGUGUAAGACCUGGCUCUCCCAUCCCUGUUCUGCUAAAAUCCCACGCAGUGGGGCUUCCAUUAUAUUUUUAAUGGAGCAAAUGAUACAGCGAGCAGAAUUAACUGAACAAAUGCUUCACUGAGAAUGGAUGAUGUUUCAUUUGGUUCGUUCUGAUGGAACUGCACCUCCCAAGGUCUUCUGUGAAAACAACAAAGGUGGUUCUUGUAGCUGAUGAAGAAUUUAUCCUACCACUCUAAAGGCUGGAGACAGAACAGGGAUGGCAAAGCAACAGUAACCCAACAGCUUUAGCCAUGGGUAACUCCUUACCCAUGAGGAGUUACGGUGCUAAGAAAACCUGCUUUGUAGAUAGAGAGGAAAGGCUCCUUGUCAACUUCUCUGGCUUUUCAUUGACAUCACUUGUUUCUAAAGGUAGUAUUAGCUUCAGCAGUCCACUCUGGUCUGUUUUGUACUUAUGUUGAAAACAAGCCAAGAACUUGAGGCACUUCAGGAUAGGUCACUUCAAUUAAAUGGCUCAGCUUGGAGAUAACUUGCCUCAGCCCUUACCCCUCCAACAGCCAGCACAGCCUGCUUUUUUUUCUGAAAAAUGGUCAGAAAUGUUUCUUGUGUUGCCAAACUAUGAGCUCACCUACAUCUGAAAAGAAUGCCAUGUAGCUUCUGCUACUGGCUUUCCUCUCCUCAUAACCACUAUCUGAACGUGGCUCUGAGCCUGCUCUCAAGACCCAAUUCACCCACCAUCUCCCCAUGCCGGUCUCAGAGUCCUCCUCAUAUGGAAUGGUUAGCAUGCUAUCUGGCAUGCUACUGUACCCCAGGACUGCCAUGGCUAAGGUUGGUCUGGGCAGUUUGGACAAUGGUUGAACACAGUACAGCCUGGUCAACAGCAUAUAUUCCAGCUUAGCUAUUCCUUUGUUCACUGUAGUAUAUUUAAGGGCGUACUAUAACCAAAUAGUUGAUUUCUGGGCUUCAUACCUCAUAGUGGAUUUAGUCUGCUGGGGAUGAACGGAUAAGAAAUAAUACCGAUGGCUCUUUAAGCAAGGGCCACAGCAGCAGGGAAUACUGGAGACAGGGUGAAAUGGAAAGGGUGAAACUGCUGGUGGAAAGAAUGGGUCUGGAAAAGCUGUGUGGUAAGUAAGGAGAGAAAAUGCAAUAAGCAUGCUUUAAAGUUUUUCUGUUGUAUGAUGCUUGGGAUAAAAUUUUUGGCAGUUUUAGGCCAAUAAAAAUGAAUGAUGUUUCUAGUGCGUUGCCUGUCUGGGCAAAGCUGGCAGGGCUGACCAGGUCCUCGUUCCACAGGGAUGCAUUAGUACCACAGAGGUGUGCGCAGUUGCCUUCUGCAGAGCUUAUCCUCACUUCACAUAAAUCUGUUUAGAAACUGGUCUGAUUGAACUAGCAGAAUCAUUGGACACAGAACAGGUGCCACAAUGCAAAUAGCACCAAUUCAGUUCUGUUUUUAAACAGCUUUUGUAAAUCAGUACAACUCACAGACUUUGUCUACACCAAGCCUUAUCGAGAGGGCUCAUCCCUUGAGGGCGUCAUUUGAGUCGGAGCAGUGAGACAGGUAUGCUGUCCACAGCAGAGGCAUUCACUUCCCUGAGAGAUUGCUGAACUGUAGACACAGUUAUUUUCUUACGACAGCUCCUGUCCUACUUCUCAGAGAAAGCUGGAGAGCUUGUGCUUGCAGCUCACUCUGCCCAGGAACUGCUAUCUAAAAUGUUGUCAGCAUUUCUUACUCUAGGCUCACACAAUAACUAGUUUCGCAAGGAGGGAGGCUGAAUGCAAUUUUUAAUUAUUAUUUUCUUUUAAAGUUGCUUUCCUUUGCCAGCUUAUCCCUCUGUCAUUCAGUUGUUUAAAGUCUGAAUGUAGCAUCCACUUUUCCUGGAAGGAGGAUUAAUCUGAUUAUUCUGCAGGAACUGGGGGACCACACUAAUCCCCUAGUUCUGGUUGGGUAGUUUCCCCCACGCUCCCUGGGGGCUGAAGCCAGCCGGACCCUGUAGUAUCAGGGCUCUGGAGGAAGAGUUUGCAGAGAAAGAUGUGACUGCUGUUUUCCAAGUUGUCUUUCUCAAAAUUAGGAUGGCAUUUUAGUUGAAGGAUUGCCAGGUGAGUGCCUGUGAGUUGGCGUUAUUGCAUCAGCACUGAGUCUUGCCAAGACUAAACCACAGUCAGGAAUUUGUGCUCAGCGUUCGGGAAUGUCAAGUGGAUGAUGCUGAAGAAAGAAUUUCUGAGUUGUUUUCCUUGGCUGACAAUCAGAGGCCUUGGAGAGUCUGCGGUUCUUGGGAAGACACCCUGUAGGAGGUAGCAGAGGGCUUAUGGGAGGGGCUGGUUAGUUUUCCUCCAUGUGCAAUGUCAGCCCUGGGGCUAAGGAUGGAGAGCCUUGGGAGGAAAUGGAGCAUCACUCCACCACGUUUGUCACUUUUGGAAAUGCAGAGAGACUAGUAUUUUCUAAGCUCUAUUUUUUAAGCUGCUCUUAUGCAUUUUCCCCCUUCAUCUGUAUUGGUCUGCUCUGCAUGGAGACAAUAGAGAUGAAAUAAAUGGUUUUCAAUGUG